This is a messenger RNA of Puccinia triticina, 837 nucleotides long. RefSeq lists its product as uncharacterized. Lineage: Eukaryota; Fungi; Basidiomycota; Pucciniomycetes; Pucciniales; Pucciniaceae. Gene Ontology annotation, molecular function: phosphorelay sensor kinase activity; histidine phosphotransfer kinase activity. Bases 1 to 837 code for a protein of 278 amino acids. The record is from RefSeq and is a predicted model, not a curated record. Gene Ontology annotation, biological process: protein autophosphorylation. The transcript has 2 exons.
AUGAAUCUUGCUUCUGCAAACAUAAUUUUGGUGGCUGUUACUGAUACCGGCCAGGGCAUCCCCGAAGCUCAACUUGAGAACAUCUUCCGUGCGUUUGAACAAGUCGGCUCUGGCAAAUCACAUGAUGAAGCGAUGUGUGAGUCGAUUGGUCUCGGGCUUGCCGUCGUCGGCCGAGUUGUGCACAACAUGGGUGGCCAGUUGCGGGUAGAUUCAACUGUGGGCCAGGGCUCAAAGUUUAGUAUCACCUUGCCUUUUGUGGUCUCGAAGAACAACAACUCGCGUGGCGCGACUUCUGAUGAUUCCAGCAACGUGAAGUCAAUCGGCUCGGGCUCGCUGCUAAGCAAACACACCACCAAGAUGUCAUCCAGUCGAGGGAGUACCGGAAGCAACCACGGCUCUGGCUCAAUGGGCACAUCAAGCAGCGGGAUCGAUGAGAUCGUGGACGCGAUAACUGGCGAAAGCAGCGGGUCCAAGGGUAGCGGAAGUUCGCAUUCCCUUGGUAGUAACAUGAGUGGCGAGAUGGCUCGUCGUCGGAUCAGCUCGCCAUCAAAUCAGAGCCUCUCUAGCAGAGGGCUGCACGAGACACAGAUGAGGCUGUCUCAAGCUACCCCCUCUUCGCCGAGGCAGAUGACGACGGAUCGGACGAUCAAACCGCCUAAAUUGCCGGCCCAAGAGGGCACUUCGAAUAUGGAGUCCGCAAAGUCUGAACCCCUCAAGCCCUCUCACCCGGCCUCCCAGACAUCUCCUCCAAAGCCACCAAAGGAGAAAAAGAAGUCCUCCCCAAAGACCGAACGGCUCUCCAUCAACACCCUCACCGACCCCGGCGAAUCCGGCUGA